Molecule: messenger RNA, 1186 nt
Organism: Salarias fasciatus (jewelled blenny)
Lineage: Eukaryota; Metazoa; Chordata; Actinopteri; Blenniiformes; Blenniidae
Gene: snf8
Product: SNF8 subunit of ESCRT-II
Exons: 8
Coding region: 274-1047 (257 amino acids)
Biological process (GO): protein transport to vacuole involved in ubiquitin-dependent protein catabolic process via the multivesicular body sorting pathway
Cellular component (GO): ESCRT II complex
Source: RefSeq, a predicted model, not a curated record
AAAUGGAAGCAGCUGAACUAAGAUGAGCGUAAAACCAGACAGAAACUGGACAAAACUCAAAAUUCUACAUCGACGUUGGUUUAUUGCAGUAGUUAAUGAACUAUUUUAAAACUAAAAUCAUCAAUGAGGUGCGGAGUGAGGCGAAAACUGAGAACUGGAAGCGAAGGACGCUUUGAAACGAGCUGCUUCUGCUGUAAAUAAUAAAUAUUUUUAUUUUCGUUACAUUUUUUCUCUUAGAUUUCUUUUUGACAUUUUCCAACAAGCCUCGGUAAAAUGCGUAGAGGAGUCGGCGCGGGGGCUAUCGCCAAAAAGAAGCUGGCAGAGGCCAAAUAUAAAGAGCGAGGAAAUGUCCUGGCAGAGGAUCAAAUCGUCCAGAUGUCGAAGCAGCUGGAAACCUUCAAGUCCCACCUGGAGGAGUUCGCCAGCAAGCACAAGCAAGAGAUCCGUAAAAACCCUCAGUUCAGAGUUCAGUUUCAGGAAAUGUGUGCCACCAUCGGCGUCGACCCGCUGGCCUCUGGAAAGGGGUUUUGGUCGGAGAUGCUGGGAGUUGGUGAUUUCUACUACGAGCUCGGAGUGCAGAUCAUCGAAGUUUGUCUCGCUCUGAAACACAGAAAUGGAGGUCUCAUCACGCUGGAUGAACUCCAUCAGAGGGUGCUGAAGGGACGCGGAAAGUACGCCCAGGAAGUGAGCCAGGACGACCUGGUCAGAGCCAUCAAGAAGCUGAAGGUGAUGGGGAACGGCUUCGGGAUGAUCCCCGUCGGCGGGUCCUACCUGGUGCAGUCGGUCCCGGCGGAGCUCAACAUGGAUCACACCGUGGUGCUGCAGCUGGCCGAGAAGAAAGGCUUCGUCACGGUGACGGAGAUCAAGGAGAGUCUGAAGUGGGAGAAGGAGCGAGCCUGUCACGUCCUGGAUCACCUGCUGAAGGAGGGCCUGGCCUGGCUGGACUCCCAGGCGGCGGCGGAGCCUCAGUACUGGCUGCCGGCGCUGUUCUCCGAGCUGACGUCCCGCGACGUCACGCCCGAGGAGGCCAAUCAGAUGACGCCGUGAGAGCGUCCUGGACUGCAGGAGGCGUUCCGGUCCUCCAGCGGCGCCUCAACUGCGAGGCAAACUGUCGGCUCCACGUUCACAAAACAAACCUUUCAGUCUACAAACUCUCUCUUUCAAAAUAAAAGUCUUCUCACAUGGA